Molecule: messenger RNA, 1687 nt
Organism: Penaeus indicus
Lineage: Eukaryota; Metazoa; Arthropoda; Malacostraca; Decapoda; Penaeidae
Product: CLIP domain-containing serine protease B4-like
Exons: 6
Coding region: 1-1458 (485 amino acids)
Biological process (GO): proteolysis
Molecular function (GO): serine-type endopeptidase activity
Source: RefSeq, a predicted model, not a curated record
AUGACACCUUGGUCCAUUGGUUGCAAGAUAGACGUCGUAUUUGGUGGCAGAAAGACAAGCUGCACGUUGGUCAAAUUGGACAACAGUUCUCCGGAAUCUCGCACCGAGAACAAACGCGCGCUGAGCUCUCCACAGGAAGAACCAGGCGCUGAUACUUGCAAGUGGACCAACGCUUGGGGCCCCGGUUCAAGAGGAAUCAUGAAGACGCAGUUACUUCUUGUUAUCGUGGCGCUGUCUGUGUCCUUUGGGCUGGCCGAGACAAAUGAGUGUGCAGGCAGAGGCGGUGUCUGCAGAGCCGGCGAUAAGGAAGGCUGCGUGAGACUGAAAGGGACGUGUGGGAAUGGCCGAGUCUGCUGCCAGAAAGACAGUAGUUUGCUGAAGAGAAAAUGUCGACAGAAAAGAAGCUGCACCAAGCAAGGGGGCGAAUGUAUAGCAAUGGAUGAUUCUUGUUUAAAGAUCACCAGCGAUGACCUCUGCAAGGGUGCAAGUUGCAAAUGCUGUUUGGGGAAUAAUCCUUCUUGCGCCGUCACUCCGGGGUGUCAACUCCGGGGAGGAUUCUGCUUCAAGAAUUCUGGAAAGGAUUUGUGCGCAGAUGGGACCGUCAUCAGCGACGAGUGUGAGGGGGCAGACUGCGCCUGUUGUAUUCCUAAGACAGGUUCGUGCGAGUGUGGUGUGGCAAAUGACGCCCGUAUCAUAGGAGGUGAAGAGAUAUCUCCUCCGAACAAAUAUCCUUGGCUAGUUGGUAUGCUUCAUCCUAAAAGACUCGGUAAUAUAUUUUUCUGUGGCGGAUCUAUCAUUAACAAGAAAUAUGUUUUAACUGCCGCGCACUGUCUACUAGGUGAGGAUAGGCUACCUUUACCAGCAAAAGAAUUUCAAGUGGGAAUUGCCAACCACAAUUACAAUUCUGAGGAUGACGACAUACAGGGUGUCACUCGGGCAGUGGAUGUGGAAAGUUACAUCAUCCAUGAAGAUUACGUUCCUCAAGAUCUUACUGAUAAUAACAACGACAUCGCUCUCCUGCGUUUGAAAGAAUCGCUGGACUUGACAUCCCAAGUUCGACCAGUGUGUCUGCCUUCUAACCCGAACAGGAAGUAUGAGGGAGAGACUGGGACCGUGAUAGGCUGGGGAGACACAAAGAACGGGAAAGGGGCCUAUUCAGACGCUGCCAGGGAGGUCGAUGUACCCAUCAGGGACUGUAAACGUAAGAAAAUAGCUGGUUCUCUAAUCACCCCACAAAUGAUGUGCGCAGGGAGGAAGAAGUCAAAGAACAAAGGCGCAAAGGGUGCCUGUUCCGGCGACUCUGGCGGUCCCCUUUUCGUCAGAGAAGAUGGGAAAUACACCCAGGCGGGAAUUGUCUCUUUUGGGAGCAGUUGUCUUAAAACCGGUGUGUAUGUUCGAGUCACCGAGUUCCUCACGUGGAUCAGCGAUAACACUGCUGAUGAGACUUACUGUCAGUAGUAUUACAGGGUAUGUGAAAGCAGAUCCAUACAUAACGAUACCUGUUUAGCUUUUGCCUUCGAAGAACUGCAUACCAUUUCACACAUGUAAUAACGACAGUGUUUGUAAUCACAUCUUGCUUUUAUGUUUUCCAAGGACUCUUUCCUUUGUAUGGAACGCACGUGUUGUACUUCAGUGAGAAAUAUAUAGUCUCAGCAUUGUAAAAUACACUGAUUUUCCUUCAUAUUCA